AUGCAUGUACUUCUGGAUACACAAUCUACAUAUACCUAUGCAGCUAUUUCAAAUCGAACUCGUAUUGCAUUCUCUUUUCGUGAAGAUAUUGGUUUUUUUGCGCUUGAUGCUGUAUCUGUACGAAGUAUAACAGCAUCCACUGUUGAACUCAUUGCAAAUAAUGAUUUUGCAACUGGUACAAUGUCAUCAUGGACUUACUGUAAUCCAAACAGUGCAACAGCUGCUGGUGAAAUUAAGGCAAAUUCAAAUAAUUUUCAAUAUGGGAGUUAUUUUCACCAAGCCCAAUCAGGAACUCAUUUUUACACUGAUGGAGCAGUAGGAGCUGCUGAUUAUUUAAUUCAAAUGUUUUCAAAAACUCUCGAUACUAUAUAUACUAUCUCAUAUUGGUUAUACAAUAUAUGCAGUGGUACACACAUUAGUGCUGAUGUUAUAAUCAGUAUCUAG
Molecule: messenger RNA, 444 nt
Organism: Rotaria sp. Silwood1
Lineage: Eukaryota; Metazoa; Rotifera; Eurotatoria; Philodinida; Philodinidae
Source: the annotation of a GenBank genome assembly